Musa acuminata subsp. malaccensis (wild Malaysian banana) is the source of this 1105-nucleotide messenger RNA. RefSeq lists its product as uncharacterized. The record is from RefSeq and is a predicted model, not a curated record. Lineage: Eukaryota; Viridiplantae; Streptophyta; Magnoliopsida; Zingiberales; Musaceae.
UGACCUCCUCAGUCGUCGUCUAGACGCGGUCACGGUCGUCGCUUCUACUCGCGGACGAAGAUCUCGAUCGCCGCCUGCUUCCUCCUCCUCCUCGAUCUGUCGCCAGGUUCCCGUCUUCGAUCGGCGAGCGGCCAUGGCGUCGCAGGAGUACCUCGACAAGAUGCAGCUACGGCAGAGCUACCGGAACCUUUGGCACACCGAUCUCAUAAGCACCAUCCAAGCCGACUUCCCCUUUUGCUGUCUCGCGCUUUGGUGUGGACCUUGUGUCUCCUACAUGCUCCGCAAAAGAGCUCUUUACAAUGACAUGUCAAGGUACGUCUGUUGUGCAGGUUAUAUACCGUGUAGUGGAAAAUGCGGAGAAAGUCGAUGCCCAGAGUUCUGCCUUUGCACUGAGGUCUUCUUGUGCUUUGGAAAUUCUGUUGCUUCAACUCGCUUCCUUCUCCAAGAUGAGUUCAACAUACAGACAACUCAAUGCGAUAACUGCAUUAUCGGAUUCAUGUUUUGUCUACAACAAGUUGCUUGCAUCUUUUCGAUUGUUGCAAUGAUUGUUGGAAGUGGGGAGAUUCAGGAGGCUUCCCAGAUACUAUCCUGUAUGUCUGACAUCGUAUACUGGACGGUCUGUGCAUGCAUGCAGACACAACACAAGAUAGAGAUGGACAAGAGAGAUGGUAAGUUUGGACCACUGCCAGUUAUGGCAGUGCCUCCAUUCCAGCAGAUGUCUCGCAUCGAUCAGCCUAUCCCACCUCCUGUUGGGUAUGCCCCUCAGCCUGCUUAUGGGCAACCAUAUGGUUAUCCUCCACCUGGUUCGUAUCCUCCUGCUGGCUAUCCCAAAUAGAAGGUGUCGAUUCGAAAGCCAUUCCAUUUGAUCCUCAAUUGUUGCUGUCUGAUGAUCAACUGAUUGUUGAUAGCUGGGUGUCGUUGCUACUGCUGUUGUUACUGUUGCCAUUGGUUGGGUUCUGUUUUGUCUGCCUUCACAUCCAUCAUUAUAUUUUAAAAUUAUAAAAUACUGCCUCUGGUAUGUUCAGAAAGAAGUUGAAAGUUGUUGCAAGGUAGAAAGAAAUUUAACGUGUCACAGUUAUGUGACACGUAGAAAUGGUUGUUGCUC